UCGAGCGCGAGGAGAAAACAGCCUCUGGACUGCUCAGCAUCACACGGACACUAAAAUGUAUCAUCUUCCAUCUGCUAACCAAAACAGCAGAGAUUUCCAGCGGGAUAUAAAUGGCUACAUGAUGUUUUGGGGGAAAUUUGACGUCUGAUUUUUAAAUAUUAUAUUUCAUCAAGUGUCGUGCUGACUGAAAUCUGCGCGAGUGUUAGGAAAAUCUUUCACAGGAGCUGAAAAUGGCAACCAAAUACCUGAUGCUUAUUGCCCUGGGGACUGCAUUGAUUGGCAAUGCGCACUGUUGCCCCAAGCAGUGUGCCUGCUCUGAUAAAUACAACCACCAGUUCGUAGACUGUGCCUACAAAGACCUUGUGGAAGUACCUGUGGGUUUGCCGUCCAAUGCGAGCACCCUGAGUCUUUCAGCGAACAAGAUUAAAGUGCUGAAAUCCAAAACCUUUUUAAACGUGACCCAGGUGACCUCUCUUUGGCUGGCUCACAAUGAAAUCAUCACAGUUGAGAGGGACACAUUGGCUCCGUUGAUUCAGCUGAAAAAUUUGGAUAUUAGCAACAACAAAAUUGUGCAUUUUCCAUGGGAGGACUUGGCCAAUCUUGGGGCUCUGCAGUUGUUAAAGAUGAACAACAAUGAGAUGGUCAGCAUCCCCAAGAAUGCUUUUUCAAACUUGAAAGACCUGCGUUCAAUCCGUAUUAACAAUAACAAGUUUACCACUAUUGUGCAAGGAACAUUUGAUUCUUUGGCUGCCCUGUCCCAUCUGCAAAUCUUCAACAACCCCUUCAUCUGCUCCUGCAACCUUGAGUGGCUAAGAGACUGGAUCCUCAAAUCCUCAAUCUCCAUUCCUGAUCAAAACAACAUCGCUUGCGAUGCCCCAUCCCACCUCAAAGGUUCUCAGGUCACUAGCAUGCCCAAAUUGGAUUGCAAGGCCCCAUCUGUAUCCAUUACAUAUCAGCCAAACAUAGAAAAGACUGAACUCUAUGAGGGAUAUAUGGUUAUGCUAUACUGCGAAACAAAAGGAACACCCAAACCUGAGGUCACAUGGGAGAUAUUUGCUGGAAACCAACUAAUUACAUUCCCAUUGCCUGCUAUUGUUGAAAAAACUGACAUCCCGAUUAAUGGCCCACCGACAAACACCAGGUUCCUUGUGUUUCAAAAUGGCACCUUGAUCGUUCCACGCAUGAGCAAGAAAGAAGAGGGAAACUAUACCUGUUCUGCUGUUAAUGACAUGGGAAAAGCUGAGAGCUCAGUUAGACUUGUUGUCGCAGGCACUAAAAAGCACGCCACCAAUUCUAUGCUGGACACAAAAUCACCAGGGCUUUUACCAGAAGACAAACUCGGUUCGAAAGGCUCCAAAAACAGUGUGAUUAGCAUGAGGCCCAAAUUUGAAGAGAAGACUAAAAGUCUUCCCACCGGGACAUCUGUAAUUACGGUGGAUAAAGAGCAAGUAGAUGAAGGGACUGAUAAUUUGCCAUUUGCUGGAAAAUGCGGAAUAAAUGACGGCACACAGUACAUUUCUAACCAUGCUUUCAACCUCAGCUUGGAUGAACUUAAACAGUAUACAUUUGAUUUCGGGGUUAUCGCUCUGGAAGUUUCAGAGACUGAGGCUAAAGUUCAGCUGAACCCUAUGCAGAUGGCCAAUGCAAAGUCAAACAUUCACCUCAGUCAACAACAACAAGACCUCCAAACUGUGAAUAAGGAGCCUUUUAGUCUUUUCCAAACGUCCUCCAAAAAGUCACCACUAGACUUGUUGUACCUUUGUGUCAGUACUGGCAAUGGACAUUCAGUGGUGCAGUGGUCCAAGAUAGAGGAGGGCAUCAACGCCUAUCGCUUCCAGCACCUCAAGCCAGGCACCAAUUACACCCUCUGUCUCACCUACGGAGGCCAAGACUGCCAAGUCCAAGUAGUCUUCACAACCCGAAAGAAAAUCCCAUCUUUGCUAAUUAUUGUGGUCGUUAGCAUCUUUCUGCUAGCGUUGGCAACCGUACCCCUACUGGGUGCCACCUGCUGUCAUUUGCUCUACAAGUAUCAAGGCAAGACCUACAAGCUGAUUAUGAAAACGCAAAACCCAGAUCAGAUGGAAAAGAACAUAGCCACAGAUUUUGACCCCAGGGCGUCAUUUGUGGGAUCCGAGAAGAAUUUUAACCCCAGUGAGCUGGGAGAGGGAGAAGGCGAAGCUGAUGGUGAGGAGGGAGACGGAGAAGGAGAGGACAUCGAGGGCAGUGUGGUGACCGAGUCCAUUCCCGAGUCACAGUCCAAAACACAGGAGGAGUUUGAAGUCGGCUCCGAGUACAGCGACCGGUUACCGCUUGGAGCUGAAGCAGUAAACAUAUCAGCGGAGAUCAACGGUAAUUACAAACAACCUCGCUGAGAUGUUUACCUACUCUGAAACACGUAAAAAUGAUUCGUCAUCUUACAAAAUACACACUCUUAAAAAUAAAGGUAACAAAAAAAGUUUUCUUUUUUCACAGUGAUAAUGCCAUAGAAGAAACUUUUUUUGGUUUCCUCAAAUAACCUUUUUUUAUAGUCUGAAGAACAUUUACAUAAUCCGACCAACAUUUUAAACCUUUCAAUGUUUGAUAGAUGUUAAAGUUCUCAAUGGAACCAUCGAUGCCGACAAACAACCUUUAUUUUUAAGAGUGCAGACCCGCGCUGACAAACGCGCGCUCGUUUUUACCUCAGCAAGUUAGCAAAGUGCAAAAUGAUGAGUGUUCAGUACAAAUAGAUUUAUCAAGUGGACUGGACAUAAAAUGGGUGAAUCUAUCUUCAUAAAACCUCACAAAACAAUUCACCUUAAGUCUCGUCACUUUGGCACAAUCCAUACACGUAGCAUCCAUUUUAAGUCAUCGAGGUGCUGAAAGUACUGUAUAGUGGACAUCGAGCGCUUCUGAGGGGAAAAAAUACCUGUACUCUUUUCACAGCAUGUGAUGUAAAUGUCUGGAAAACGAACCAGGUCACCUUGAAAACAUACGUUUGUUAAGUGUAUCAUGUGGGUUUCUCCCCCAAAAUAUGUGAUUUUUAAUCUCCGCGAACGGGUGCUUUGACGAUAUCUCUAGCCUUUACGGAUUACAAUGUGUCCUCUCUUCUUUCUGAGAUAGCCUACUUGUUCGUGGCAUGUCACACAAAAGUAUUUUCAAGUGUGUUUUAUUAGGGUACUAUAGAUUGUAGAUAUUCAGUGUCGAUUUGUGAUGUAAGCCAAGUCAUCUGAGAAGAUGUUCUCUCUCUUUUUUUAUGAAUAUAAAUGGUCCGUUUUUACCAUCGAGUGUCCAGUAAAUUGACGCAUAUAGUGGCUUGUUUCGUGUCCAGCUGUCCAAUGAUGUUGUAAAAAAUGCUCAGACCUUUUAAAGAUUUUUGAUAUGAUUUUAUGUACGUGACCUUAAUAAAACAUUG
Messenger RNA from Danio aesculapii, 3391 nucleotides. RefSeq names its product immunoglobulin superfamily containing leucine-rich repeat 2 (gene islr2). NCBI's taxonomy places the organism in Eukaryota, Metazoa, Chordata, Actinopteri, Cypriniformes, Danionidae. The transcript has 2 exons. The coding region runs from base 231 to 2372 and encodes 713 amino acids. Gene Ontology annotation, molecular function: protein binding. The record is from RefSeq and is a predicted model, not a curated record.